AUGGUUCACCCCAAUCGAAGCAUAAUUUCUGUUGAGAACAUUGUUGAAACUCCACCAGCAACAGAUAAGUAUCAAGCACUAAAAGACGGCUUGUUAAACCACUACUCUGUCUCACAGGAUGUGCAAUUUAAGAAGUUGGUUUCUGGUCUUGAACUGGGGCAUAAACGACCCUCAGAACUUCUAACAGAAAUGGCCAAAAUAGGUGGCAAUCAACUGACCGAAAACUUUUCGAGAACUAUCUGGACUGAUCGUCUUGCGGGCAAUGAAAAUAAUGUGGCAGACGCCUUAUCCAGAAUGGAUGCCCUUAGAUUUCCCACAGUAAUUGAAUUCAAUGAGCUGGCCGCGGCACAAGAAGCCGAUGAUGAGCUCAAAGACAUUUUAAAAAACAACCAAAUCUCACUAAAGUUCCAGAAACUCACAUAUUAUUAUAUGGAGCAGUCCAUCAAGGUUGUGGGUCCUAUAGCCUUAAUAUCAACCAUCCACCAACCAGCAGUUACAUUUUUGUUUCGUGCAGUUAUCGUCAUGUUUUGGGCUGAGUGUCUUCUUCACAAAAUCAUGUCUAUAAAAAAUAAAUCCCCAGUGGAUACAAGUGAAGAUUUGGCAGGGUUUGUUACUUUUGUCAAUUACUUGUACAUUUGUUCUACCUUUAGAAAUAUUGCUGAAAAAUAUUCAAAAUUGUUUUUUCAAAUUACCAACACUGAAUUUGGUAUACCUCCAAAGAUGAAAUUGAUGACUAAAUAUGCAAAAAUUGGCACUUUGGCAAUACUAAUUUACGCUUCAAUAGGUACUUUUGUUUAUGCAUUGGUAAAAUAUUUUAUUGAAUCUGUUGUGAUAACUAUGCCUUGGGAAGCAGCUCUGAUAAUCAAAUCUAAAAUUCACCAUUUAAAAGAUCAGUUUAGACAAGUUUUUGAUUCGAAUGAUCCAGUAUUACGUAGAAGGCGCUUGAGAUAUUGCAUCCAGUAUCAUCAGCAAAUUAUAAGCAUGACUAACAUCUUGAAUGAAGUUAACAACAAAGUGGCCGGUCAAAUGUCAUUUGCUGCCGCUUUGAUAAUGAGUACUUUAGCUAGUCAGUUGUUAGAGGUUUAUUCUAUUGCAGCUGCCCUACAUCUUUUCGGUUACAUGUUGAUAAUAUAUUUGAUUUGUGAGAUUGGCCAAUCAAUGCAAGACGAGACUUACAACAUUCAGGACGCUAUAAAUGAAUCCGAUUGGUUCAAAGAUCCAAUAUUGGUCAAAGAUCUGCAGCUGGUAUUACUUCGGUGUCAGAAACCAAUUUACAUGGAAUCGGUUUUAUUGGGCGCUUUUAAUUACAGCCAACUAAUUAUAACUGCUUUGUUUAUUAACGGUAGCUUAUCUGCCUUUGAAGAUAUUUAUCACUACUAUAUUGACUCGUUAGUAGCGCAUUGUACAAUUAGGGACGAUAUUAAUGCUGUUGCUUCUGAAGAAAUAUCAUCGGUCUUUGUGAAGACGAUGAUGGCCUGA
Molecule: messenger RNA, 1479 nt
Organism: Ceutorhynchus assimilis (cabbage seed weevil)
Lineage: Eukaryota; Metazoa; Arthropoda; Insecta; Coleoptera; Curculionidae
Source: the annotation of a GenBank genome assembly